Juglans regia (Persian walnut) is the source of this 666-nucleotide messenger RNA. RefSeq lists its product as uncharacterized. NCBI's taxonomy places the organism in Eukaryota, Viridiplantae, Streptophyta, Magnoliopsida, Fagales, Juglandaceae. The transcript is spliced from 2 exons. The coding region runs from base 1 to 666 and encodes 221 amino acids. The record is from RefSeq and is a predicted model, not a curated record. Gene Ontology annotation, molecular function: nucleic acid binding; RNA-DNA hybrid ribonuclease activity.
AUGGCUGAGAAGAACAAAGUUGCCAAGCCUAAGGAAAGGCAUUGCCCAGAGGUCAAAUUCUCCAAACCAAAUAACUACAUAGAAUCCAAUUCAAGAAAAAGCUUUAAACUUACUUUCCCUCGUACACUUAAGCAUGAGCUCCCUCUCCAUUUGAGCAAUCCCUCCCAGGCUAAAGUCCAAGAACCUAAAAACAACAAGUGGAUUGCUCCCCCACUAGAUGUAUUCAAAGCUAAUUGGGAUGCUGCCAUUGAUAAAGGCAACUCGAGGUUGGGGAUUGGUGUGAUUGUUAGGAACUCAGAAGGAUCUGUUAUGGCCUCAUUGUGCUCAUCGAUGGACCUAAUUCCUGAUCCACUCCUUGGGGAGGCUGUAGCAGCUCGAAGGGCUUCUUCCUUUUGUGCAGAGUUGGGACUACAACAUAUUAUUCUUGAAGGUGACUCUCUAUCCGUGGUAAAGGCUAUUCAACACAAGGAGGAUAGUUGGAGUGACACUCGUCUUGUUAUUAGAGACAUUAAGAUCAUGCUAUCCAAGACCCGUUCUUGGUCUGUUUUACAUGUCCAUAGAGAAGUUAAUGUAAUUGCUCAUCAUUUGGCAAAGUUUGCUCUUAGCUGCCAGGAAGACUGUAUACUUAUUGAGGACUAUCCUCCAUGCAUCCAGCAUUUGCUUUAA